Molecule: messenger RNA, 1452 nt
Organism: Solanum lycopersicum (tomato)
Lineage: Eukaryota; Viridiplantae; Streptophyta; Magnoliopsida; Solanales; Solanaceae
Product: protein CONSERVED ONLY IN THE GREEN LINEAGE 160, chloroplastic
Source: RefSeq, a predicted model, not a curated record
UUGGCACUAAGAUAUUUAUUUUCCCUUGUCUAUAAGAUCAAAAAACACAACCCCAUCACUCCAAAUUGAACAAAAAUGGGAGUUCUAAGCUACUGCUACCUCCCAAUUACCUCUACAGCCACACCCAUAUCUCAAGAUUCUUCAAACAAUCCAACCCCAUUGUCAAUUCCAACACAAUCCAAGCAGAAAUCUGUGAAAUUGUCUAGUGGGGUGGCUGCUAAUGGGGACUAUGCUGCUGACCCGCCCACUACCACUACUAAGCUUAGGAAGUACUGGGGUGAGGAUGUGGAUCCUCUCACCUCUGAUGAUUUUAUAUGGAAUAAGGAAUUUAUGGGUCGCAUGAAGAAGUAUAUUCAGGAUCCUCAAGAAAAUGCCCCUGCUGCUGCUGUAAAGGAAGAGAUAUCAGGAUUUCUUAGCUUAAACAGAGUCAUGAAUCUUGACAGUUUGGAAGUUGACUUGACCAAGGAGCUAACUGCCCCUUCACAACCUGUUCUAGAACCAGAAGUCGAAAAUACUCAAGCUGGUUUUACUGCAUCUCAAAAAUGGCGGCCAGCACCAACACGACGCGAGCAGGAGAAAUGGGGCAAAGCUGCCAAGGCUGCAACUGGGGGCAGUGACGUGAUGUUGAGGGAAAUAAAACGUCCUCAAGGGGAUCCAAAGGUUAUGGCUGCUCAGUCAAGGGAACAGUAUCUUAAGUUAAAGAAUAAAUUGCAGCUCCUCACAGUUGGGAUUGGUGGUGUUGGUGUGAUUUCAGCUUAUAUCUCUUAUUCUCCUGAAAUAACAGUAAGUUACACUGCUGGGUUGAUUGGUUCUUUGAUGUACAUGCGUAUGCUUGGAAACAGUGUGGAUUCUAUGCAGUCAGAUGGACCCAGAGCACUUAUUAAGGGAGCUGUUGGGCAGCCAAGGCUAUUGGUUCCUGUUACUUUGGUCAUGAUUUUUAAUCGGUGGAAUGGGAUCCUAGUCCCAGAGUAUGGAUUCAUGCACCUCGAGUUGAUACCCAUGCUAGUCGGAUUUUUCACUUACAAGAUUGCAACUUUUGUCCAAGCAAUCGAGGAAGGUGUAUCGAUCAUUGGAAAUAAGUCACAAGCUUAGCUCUAGUUUUUAUGAUUUUCCAUCAACCUCUAAUGAAAAUAAGGAGAAAAAAGUUCAGGAAGACGUUGGAUUCGAAAAAUGAGCUACAACAUCUAUACUCAAUUUAUCACUGGAUGGAUUGAACAAAUCGAUGAUUUCCUCAUGUAAAUUCUUAUAUAUACUAGAUCGUGCUCUCAGUUUCGUUGAUAAUCUCAAGUUUCUUAUCCCGUUGAAGGUUUAUGAAUCGUUUUCCAUAAAAAAAAAAAAGAGUGUAAAUUCUUCUAGUUAAUUACGAUUAUCAGGAGUUUCCAUUUUGUGCCACUUUCUAUUAUACAAGAGCAAGUUCGAUUAAUUAUAUAUGUACAUCGAUACAUAAUUAAA